This is a messenger RNA of Gadus chalcogrammus (walleye pollock), 2300 nucleotides long. RefSeq names its product zinc finger protein 513a (gene znf513a). NCBI's taxonomy places the organism in Eukaryota, Metazoa, Chordata, Actinopteri, Gadiformes, Gadidae. Gene Ontology annotation, biological process: regulation of transcription by RNA polymerase II. The record is from RefSeq and is a predicted model, not a curated record. Gene Ontology annotation, molecular function: RNA polymerase II cis-regulatory region sequence-specific DNA binding; DNA-binding transcription factor activity.
GGAAGCGGAAACCGCCGAUUGAGCGGAAGAGAAUGUACACAAGGAAUAUCACAAAAUCAAUUAAGUUAUGAAAAACACCAUUAAUUGCUUUUCUUUGUCGCCGCGGCAUAUAAAGAAAUGGCGGCUCUUCAGACGCAGUGCUCUUGAUUCAAACUCUCAAACUCUGCAUGUAUGACGAGAUCAACGACGCGCGUAAACAUCGCCAUCGAGACGAGCAUGCACAUAUAUUUUGAGUCACUAAAUAGGUUUGACGUAAAUAAGAAUGACCUGAUGAUCCUGGGAGAUUUCCAGAAGAGGUUUCAAAACAAAGAGGGGUUUACCGGAAGAUGCCCAGAAAAAAACAACAGAAUCCACAGCCUGUCAAAUUGGUCUCUGAAGAUGGUGUAGCCCUCCCUGUUCCAGGAUCCCUUACUUUAGAAGCAGACUUCCUCCUAGGACAACACCUUGAAUUCGAUGACGCAGAUCACGACAGCAAUCUGCUAGGCCUCGACAAGUUCUCAGAAGUAGCGGCUGAGAUCGGUUUCUCUGUGUAUGCCCAGAGCCCCACUUACAGCCACCUCAGCAUGGACAGCGAAGCAGAGCGCUCCCUCGGAGCCGACGACAACCGGAGCCGGGAGGAGGGCAGCGGAGGAGGCCGACGACCAGGGGGAGGGGGAGGAGGAGCCCUCCCCCAGCCCGUGCCCGCCUUCCCCCCUUACCUCUCCUGCCGGGGCUGCGGCCAGCUCCGUGACGAGCCCCUCGGCCCGGGCAUCGAUCUGGUGGGGCCCUACUGCCUGCGCUGCUGCAAGGCCUCCCGCGAGCUCAAGGGCAGCGGCGGCGGCGGCGGCGGCGGCGACUACUGCUCGCCGUUCGGCGGCGGCGGGGGCGGGAUGGACGGCAUGAGCUCGGAGGACUCCCGCGAGCACCUGGAGGAGGAGGAAGACGACGAGGACGACGAGGACGGCGCCGGCGGGAGCGAGGCGGGCGACAAGGCGUUCCUGGGCGAGGACGGCCUGGCCCGGCUGCACUCGUGCCACCUGUGCGGCUUCUCGUCGCGCUGCAACCACGUCAAGAGGCACAUGAAGACGCACAACGGUGAGAAGCCCUACAACUGCCCGCUGUGCACCUACGCCUCGGCCCAGCUGGUCAACCUGCAGCGGCACCUGCGCAUCCACACGGGCGAGAAGCCCUACAAGUGCGACCGCUGCUCGUUCGCCUGCAGCUCCCUGGGCAACCUCAAGAGGCACCAGCGCAUGCACUUCACCUCCUUCCCGGGGGGCGCCAUGGCGCCGGAGCCCCUGCAGCCCGCGCCGCACGGGGGCCAGAACGGGCUGAAGAGGCCCGGGGCCGAACGGGGCCCCAGGGCCGGCCAGGAGGAGCCCGGCGCGUCGAGCAGAGAGCUCUCCAGGCCGUCCUCCAACCUGAACCCAGGUCCCCAGAACAGCGACUACCUUUCCGCCUUCAACAGCCUAAAGGGGACCCCCCCGCUGCCCCCGCCCCUCCUCCCCAGCCCCAACCUCCCGGCCCCCAACCUGCGGCCCUCCCCUGUGCACCUGGAGGCCCCGGGUCGGAGGAUGAGCUCGCACACCGUCAAGGUGGGGCCGCCAGCGGGGAGCGGCGGCGGCGGCAGCGGCGGCGGUGUUACUGGCGGAGGCGGCGGCGGCGGGCGCCUCCCCCUCUUCCCCUACACCUGCCGGCUGUGCGGCGUGGUCCUGGAGGACGAGGACGGCACCACGGCGCAGAUCUGCGCCAAGUGCACGCUGGACAUGCUCACCAAGGACGCCUCGUCGUCGUCGCCGGGCAGCCCCGGCGAGCGCAGCGACAAGGUGUACACGUGCGCCGCCUGCCCCUUCCUCACGCACUACCCCAACCACCUGGCGCGCCACAUGAAGACGCACAGCGGCGAGAAGCCCUACCGCUGCCCGCAGUGCGAGUACGCCUCGGCGCACUUCGACAACCUGAAGCGGCACCACCGCGUGCACACGGGCGAGAAGCCGUACAAGUGCCACCUGUGCGACUACGCCUGCGGCAACCUGGCCAACCUGAAGCGGCACCAGCGCGUGCACUCGGGCGCCAAGCCCUUCCAGUGCGCCGUGUGCAGCUACAGCUGCAACCAGAGCAUGAACCUCAAGCGGCACAUGCUGCGGCACACGGGCGAGAAGCCGUACAAGUGCCGCGAGUGCGGCUACACCACGGGCCACUGGGACAACUACAAGAGGCACCAGAAGAAGCACGGCCUGGCCACCGACGGCUGGGUCAAGGUGCAGCCGCCCGGGAGCAGCAACCAGGUGGUGGAGGAGGAGGAGGACGACGACAUGGAG